Molecule: messenger RNA, 844 nt
Organism: Aspergillus japonicus CBS 114.51
Lineage: Eukaryota; Fungi; Ascomycota; Eurotiomycetes; Eurotiales; Aspergillaceae
Product: SDR family NAD(P)-dependent oxidoreductase
Exons: 1
Coding region: 35-844 (269 amino acids)
Molecular function (GO): oxidoreductase activity, acting on the CH-OH group of donors, NAD or NADP as acceptor
Source: RefSeq, a predicted model, not a curated record
CAAAAGUACUCUUCUCACCUCCACACAUCACAUCAUGCUCCGCUUAGACGGCAAAGUUGUCCUGAUCACCGGCCUGGGCCAAACCACCGAGGAAGGCUGGGGCAUCGGGGCGGCCAUCGCCGCCAAACUGGCCCAGCAGGGUGCCCUCAUCUACGGCGGAAACCGCUCGCUCGCGUCCGCCCAACGCACCAAGUCCCGCAUCGAGGAGGCCGGCGGCGUCUGCGACGUCCAGGAGACCAACGUCACCGAUUCCGCCUCCGUACAAGCGCUGGUCGACGCGUGCAUGCGCAAGCACGGUCGCAUCGACAUCCUCGUCAACAACGUCGGCAAAUCCGAGCCGGGGUGUCCGGCCACCAUGGCGGAAGACGUCUGGGACGCGCAGGUGGACCUGAACCUCAAGAGCAUCUAUCUGACCUGUCACCAUGUGCUGCCGAUCAUGGAGAAGCAAGCGACCGGAGGAUCGAUUGUUAAUGUGUCGAGCAUUGCGGGGCUGCGGUACAUCGGCAAGCCGCAGGUCGCGUACUCGGCCACCAAGGCGGCGAUCAUGCAGUUCACGAAGGCGACGGCGGUCAUCUAUGCGGACAAGAACGUGCGGUUGAACACGGUGGUGCCGGGACUGAUCUAUACCCCGUACACGCAGCAACUGGCGAAGAGGUAUGCGCCCGGCGGGGACGAGGAGGAGUACAUGCGCAAGCGGGACGCACAGGUGCCCAUGGGUCGCAUGGGCGAUGCCUGGGAUGUGGCCAAUGCGGCGGUCUUUCUUGCCUCGGAUGAGGCCAGGUAUAUCACGGGGCAGGAAUUGGUGGUAGAUGGCGGUAUCACAUCGUCAACGGGGAGGGUUUGA